UUACAGCGAAAGAAGUUCGCACUGUCACCAAAGUUGAUUUCACUUUCAUUUUGAUGUCAUCAUGCUGACAUGUAAUGAUGUUGCAGCCAAUUCUUAACUCGUUAAACUCGAAAUGCAUCGUUCUUGCAAGUACAUCGCCAAGAAGAAAAUUGCUGUUAGAAAAUAUUGGACUUAAAUUCAAAGUUAUACCUUCCAAAUUUGAGGAGAAUCUUAGCAAGGAAAGUUUCUGUUCUCCACUGGAUUAUGUAGCCGAGACAGCCAAACAGAAAACAUUGGAUGUCGUGCACAGGCUUUAUUCAUCUGAGGUUCCUCCGCCAGAUCUUAUUAUAGGAGCAGACACAAUUGUGACGCUUGGCAAUGAGAUAUUUGAGAAACCCAAUUCACGUGAGCAUGCCGUGGAAGUGCUGACAAGGUUGAGUGGAUCUUCCCAUGAAGUUAUAACCUCUGUAGUCCUGGUAACACAAAGUCCUGCAGAGCCAAAAUACAGUAUAGUUCAGUUUCACUCACAGACUGAAGUGGUCAUGGGAGAUUUGUCGCAGAGGGUCAUUGAAGCCUAUGUCGACACAGGAGAGCCCAUGGACAAGGCUGGGGGCUAUGGGAUACAAGACUUAGGAAGCACGCUUAUACAACGGGUUAAUGGUGACUACUUCAACGUCAUAGGAUUCCCUUUACAUCUAUUUGCCAAAGAGGUUCUACGCUUAUUUCCAGAGUAGACAAGGCUCUAGGCUUGACAUGGGCAUUUUAAUAUGUAUUUGAAACAAUAAAUUUCUGACAGUG
Dreissena polymorpha is the source of this 777-nucleotide messenger RNA. RefSeq names its product probable bifunctional dTTP/UTP pyrophosphatase/methyltransferase protein. The transcript has 6 exons. Lineage: Eukaryota; Metazoa; Mollusca; Bivalvia; Myida; Dreissenidae. Bases 75 to 713 code for a protein of 212 amino acids. The record is from RefSeq and is a predicted model, not a curated record. Gene Ontology annotation, molecular function: nucleoside triphosphate diphosphatase activity.